CCGUAGGGUGCAACCUUCCUGAGGACCAGCGCCUCCCCUGUGGAACGAGUGCUCUGACCCAGCCGCAGUGCCUCUCCCUGGGCUGCUGUUUUAAUACGCGCCCCCCUGCAUGCCACUACCCCAUGGAUGAGUGCACCCUUGACCACCACUUUGUCUUCAGCGUGCCCGCCUCCCUCACCUACCCCCCUCUGUCCCCCGCCCUGCUGGCCGCCCCUGGACACCCGUCAUGCACGCCUCAGAGGGUCACGGCCGACUACGCCUUGUUUCUGAUCCCAAUGGACAGCUGCGGGGCGCUCAGGAUGGUCAUUGGCAAGACGGUGAUCUACAUUUUGGAGAUCGUUAAUAAAGUGGAGUCCAUUACCCUCGACUAUGGCACCAUCACCAGAGACUCACCAGCCAGGAUCCUGGUGGAGUGUCGCUACAAGCCCGGCCCCCCUUUGGUCACCGCCGGUUACAUGACCAAGACUCCAUCCCUGGGACCUGGACUUCAAGGUCAGGGAGUGUUCGGAGUUCAGCUUCGGAUUGCGAAAGAUGCUCACUACAGCAGCUUCCACGCCCAGUACCACGCGCCCCUGCGCACGCUGCUGAGGCAGCCCCUCUACCUGGAGGUCCGUCUGGUCAACCCUCCGGACCUCCAGGUGGUGCUGCUGGUGCAUUACUGCGUGGCCUACCCCCGCUCGGGAGCCACCAUGUGGGUCCUCCUCUACAAGGAGUGUCCUAACCCCUUGGAUCCGGCACCACACAACGUUGUUCUUCCCUCCCCUGAGAGCCAUACACGCAGGUUCACCAUCACCACCUUCCAGUUCCUCCAGAAGGGGAAGACUUAUGACCUGGACCAAGAGGUCUACUUCAUGUGCUCCACGGAGGCCUGCGUGCCUCAGGACGGGCCCUGUUUGGAGGGCUGCCUGGGCCAGUGACGGACUACACGGGACACGGCGCCACUCGCUCACGGCUGGCAGGAGCUCAGAGUCACCGUGCCAACAGCGUGUCUGAGUGAGCCUCCAGAAGACCCACUCCCACUGGAAACUCAGGACGGAGUGGCAAUGGUUCAAUAUGACAGCGGGACAAUGAGUUAGUAAUGAGGAGCGUUUUGAAUAAUUUAGCAGAACUCGCUGAUCCAUUUCCUGUUUUUUGUUUUUUUCCUUUUUUGUUUUAUUUGAAAUGGAAGCAGUGUGUGAGCAGUUCAUGUCCUGAGAGUGCUGGUCUCUUUAGUUAAAGCAGCACAGUAGUGUGUGUGUGUACUGAAAGUACGUUCAACUAGAAGUACACUGUAACACUGCUUUUCCUGCUCCUUCAGGCCGGAGCCUGAAGGAGUCACGUUCUCUGCCAAUAAAACUCAACAAAGUAAACUUAAAGGGGCUAAUUAGUUGUAUUUUUGUUAUUUGCUUUUUGCUAGCGAGUUUAAUAACAGGAGGGGGGCUCACUGUCAAUAAAUAGUUCAUGUUGUGGACUAAUUCUCUCACCGUUUGGCCUGUUGUGUGGUGCAAGAUCGAAUACAAUUAUUAUAAAACAUAUUUUACAAAGAGUUUCACGAGGCAAAUGUAUCAUCUCUGACGCCAACUGUUCAGUCUACACUCUGAACACACUAAAGGGCUGAUCAUGCGAGUUUUUUCAUUGGAUAAUUUGUCCACUGGGUGUCAUCAAAGCAAUAAAAAUGGCUUGAGGCACACACAUUUCUUGUUCCAUGAUUCACGCAGCUGGUUCUAAUAAACCUUUUGCGUGUAUAUUCCUAACUACGGAAUACGAUUUUGGCGUUCAUUUAAAAUUAAAUCGUUUACUUUGGACUGCUUUGCAAAUGUAACACCUUACACGUCUGAAUUUGUACAAUUGGUUAUUAUAUCUUCCCUUUAAAAUAAACAUUCUGUGUAUAUCUUGGUGAAAUGAUGCACCAGUCGCGUGUAUAUAGAAAAAGCACUAUCUCCAACGGUAUUGUGGGAAGCCAGGCCCGGCGCCCUGUGAAAUGUAAGCACUGCGGCAUACUGCGUUUAUUUGAUGGCUGCCUGGCCCUGUGUUCAAAGGAAGAGCGGAAAAAGGGAGGAGGGCACACGACGGAGAGGAACGGGGAACGACUACACGAAGAAGAGGGGGGGAGGGAAGAACGAUUCUCUUCUGUAAGCGCACACGCCACGAGACCAUAUACCGGGAAUCGGGGAGAGGAAAAAACAGGCGAGAGGGACUAGAGAAUACGACGGCUCCGUGCUCUUUUGUUUUGGAAAUCAUUUGACGCAGAGAAUAAGGAAUAACAUGGCAGCAGAGAGCUCCUGACGAGGAUUGACUUUCAGUAACCUCUUCUCUUGGCCAAAAAGUCUCGCAGAAACACAGGGAGGAAAAAGCGAUCAGGGAAGACAUGUUUAGGGAUUUUCGUCUUGAGGUCGCGGUAGGAUGUUAUGCCGUUUAAGCGGCAAUCUUGUGUUUAGGGUUAAUAGCGGUCAAUAGCUCACGACGACCCGUUUGUUUUUCUAAUUGGUUUGUUAUGAUCUGAAAAACCCGAGGCCUUGGGAAGCCCGAAGUAUAUGCGUGUUCAGCAGCAAAACACUUGGCUGCAUUAUCACCAGGCAUUACGUUGUUUCGGUGUAGUUUAUGAGCAAUUACAAUUCGGACACAACCGUGCUGUUGCCAAAUAGUUCCGUGUCGAUCAUCUCUGCGAUCUCGAUAACGUUGCAUGAUUUAUUACCCCAUUCAUUUCGGAUCUGUCAGUUCGCUCGGUUCGAGGCCGCGUUGAGAAACAUUGGGCAAGCUAUGAACUAUAGGGUUUCUGCAGCAAAGGUAAUAUAAUAACUUGAGUCUUUGGGCUGCUCAGAGAAAGGCUUCUUCGCUGGCUAACGUACAUUAGGUGGCAGGGAAUACCUGACAAUAUUUUCCAAUUUAGACUUAAGACAGGUGACCUAAGAAUAUUUUAAAUGUUAAUGUCGACCGACGUAGCAUCCAUCAUGCUGCCUGUGUCCCGGGGUCUAAUGGACCGGGAGCUGGAAACAAUGACUGGAGUGCACCCCAACUCGAGUGGUGCUGCAGGAGCCGUCCGAGGGAUGAAACGAGGGGACCCCGAGCCCGAUGCGCAGACAGCGGCCGCUCUAGUCGACUCGACCGGAGCAGAGUGCAAGCGUCCCCGUAUUGACGGAAUCGCGGAGGUUGGUCAG
Gadus macrocephalus (Pacific cod) is the source of this 3137-nucleotide messenger RNA. RefSeq names its product zona pellucida sperm-binding protein 4. NCBI's taxonomy places the organism in Eukaryota, Metazoa, Chordata, Actinopteri, Gadiformes, Gadidae. Gene Ontology annotation, molecular function: structural constituent of egg coat; acrosin binding. The coding region runs from base 123 to 917 and encodes 264 amino acids. Gene Ontology annotation, biological process: prevention of polyspermy; binding of sperm to zona pellucida. The record is from RefSeq and is a predicted model, not a curated record. The transcript is spliced from 7 exons. Gene Ontology annotation, cellular component: egg coat.